Molecule: messenger RNA, 1140 nt
Organism: Peniophora sp. CBMAI 1063
Lineage: Eukaryota; Fungi; Basidiomycota; Agaricomycetes; Russulales; Peniophoraceae
Source: the annotation of a GenBank genome assembly
AUGCCUCUUCGUCCCUGGGAGCAAUCCAACUCUUCGCCCUAUACGCCGUCUCCCGUAUUGCAGGCUUCCGAAAGGAAUAGAACAGGGACCAACGACAUCACUCGAGGGGAUGUUGGUGUGAGCCCCGAGGUUGCCCGCGCGGCGGAUCUGCUUCUGAGCUUAAGGAGGGUAGACGCUAACAGGUAUAAUUCCUAUCGCUCGCCUUCCCCGUCAACGUAUUUGCCCCACUCUCCACCACGUCAAUACUUCUGGGAAAGUGACUCAGAGAGUUCCUCGGCGGUACAACCCUCUGCAAGUUCGCGUGAUGAGCCCGCAUUCUCAUCGGGUAGUAGUAGCCGCUAUCACAGUGGUAUAUUGAGCGUCGCGUCUACAAGUUUAAGCCCUCAGGUGUAUCCUUGUCCCAAUACUUCUUCAACAACCUCAGUCCUAGGCAAACGGGUCUUCUCGGAACAUCUUCACGGGCGGCGACAUCCGGAAGCUCAGUCAAACUCUGACCAGCCCGACGAUGCCAGCACAGAUGAAGUGUACGACGAUGACUGUGUUGCCUAUCGUAUACAGGACUGUCCUUCUGAGAACCCUCGUGAGGUUCUUUUCAACCGCAAGGGUGUCAAGCUCGAGAUCAUCAACAUAGACGUCAAUGUCGAUGGCGAGGAGUACCUCAAAUACGUUGAACAGGUUCCAUCCGAAACGAAGAUGUGGAGUUGUACCCAUGAAGAGAUGGCAGACGGGAAACCCUUUUGCUGCGGUUACACGGCUAGCAAGACCGCCAUGAAACGACACAUUGAGAGCAAACACAUGGCAAUCAAACGAGCCCAAUGCACUUGGUGCGGAAGAAAGUUCGCUCAGCGCUCACACGGGGAGCGCUACCACGUACACACACACCGUGCAGACAACUUCGCCUUUCAGCAUGUUUGCUCUCACUGCGACCGAUGCUUCAAAGACACCCCGAAGCUGAAUAGACACAUCGAGCAAGAUCACGAUGGAGAAGCCCGCAUGAAGCGCCAACGACGCGAAGAUGACGAGGAAUCUUCGCCCCAACGCGAGUUCAAACCGCAGCCUUUGACGGGGUUCUUCGACAUACAUCCGAAGGAAACCACUCGCCGUGUUCUGAGGAAGAGGCCCAACAGGCGCAGUAGCUGA